Molecule: messenger RNA, 228 nt
Organism: Funneliformis caledonium
Lineage: Eukaryota; Fungi; Glomeromycota; Glomeromycetes; Glomerales; Glomeraceae
Source: the annotation of a GenBank genome assembly
AUGGGUCAUUUAUCAAAAAAAUAUUGCAUUGCUUUAACAAAAUCUCAUGCUACUGAUGGCACUUUUAUUGCUGAAACUCAGGAUGAAACAAAUUUUGAAAAAGAAACUGAAGGUGCUAAAGAUUUAGAAGUUGAAGAUUGGAAUAAUAAUGAUGAUAGUGAAUGGGAAGAGGAUAUCGAUUUAAAGUUAGCAGAAACUAAUUAUAAAAGGCUUUUAAAUUUAGAAUUA